AUGAUCCUUCACCUCUUUACCGAGGUGGCUGGCGGCGUCGCACUGAUCACGCUCGCGAUGCCGGAGAGGAAAAACGCGCUGAGCGUGGAGCUGGUGAACGCGCUGGGCGACCACCUCGCGGCGGCGGCCUCCGACGACGACGUCCGCGUCGUCGUGCUCUCCAACGAGGGCAACACCUUUUGCGCCGGCGCGGACCUGAGCGGCCGCUCAACCGCCGCGCCGCGCCACUCGUUGGUGUCUGUGCUGGAUGCGAUCGUCGAGUGCCCGAAGCCGGUGGUCGGCCGCGUGGCGGGGCACUGCAUGGGCGGCGGCGUUGGCCUCGCGGCCGCGCUGGACGUGUCGGUGGACGAGCUCGUGGGCAAGCUCGUGCGCGGCGGGCCGAAGGCGCUCGCCGCCUCGAAGCAGCUGGUGGCGCGGGUGCCGCAGAUGAGCCGCGAGGAGGCGUUCGACUGGGCGGCGCCCCUCUCGCAGCAGCUCUUCCACUCGGACGAGGCGAAGGAGGGCAUCGCCGCGUUCAAGGAGCGGCGCGACGCGGCGUGGGUGCCGGCGUGA
Messenger RNA from Emiliania huxleyi CCMP1516, 552 nucleotides. RefSeq lists its product as hypothetical. The record is from RefSeq and is a predicted model, not a curated record. The transcript has 3 exons. Lineage: Eukaryota; Haptophyta; Isochrysidales; Noelaerhabdaceae. Bases 1 to 552 code for a protein of 183 amino acids.